Molecule: messenger RNA, 4274 nt
Organism: Lytechinus variegatus (green sea urchin)
Lineage: Eukaryota; Metazoa; Echinodermata; Echinoidea; Temnopleuroida; Toxopneustidae
Product: ADAMTS-like protein 2
Exons: 17
Coding region: 419-3868 (1149 amino acids)
Biological process (GO): extracellular matrix organization
Cellular component (GO): extracellular matrix
Molecular function (GO): metalloendopeptidase activity
Source: RefSeq, a predicted model, not a curated record
GGUACGUGAAAGACACGUGGAACCGCUUUAAACCUGUCAAUCUUAGGGUCUAAAAUUAAUACCAGGACUGCGUGCUUGAACCCUGUUGAUAAGGGCUCCCAUGAUGCUAUUUUUCACUCGGCUGGUAUCGGAUGCAGAAUUCCACACAACGAGAACGUCGGUCUGGAAUGUUGGCAUUCGGAUGUAGGUUUCUCUCAUCGUCCGGUAAGAGUGCGACCGGGCGCUCAUUGUUUUAUCAUCGUCUGCCUCACAACAAUGUAUUUUCUCCUCACGCAGCAGACAGACAGCCCGCGCCUCUGUACUGGAUAUGCACGUAGUGCGUUCACUAACAACAGUUGAUUGUAGGAAAGUUCGUGCCGGGUUUAUUUCGUUCAACAUCUCCAACGAAUAGAGGAUUUCUGGACUUAACUGAGGAAAUAUGUUACUGGGACUGUGGGCUUGGUGUGUUUUGACUGUGUUCAACUUCCGUAGACGGUAUGUGAGUUGUCUCUAUGUAGGUAUUACUAUCAUCGUCCUGUUUCAGCCGGGCCAACGUCACCAUCAUGCCUACGCUCUGUCGUGGGGAAAGCUGUGGGGGAGAAGUGAGAGAGGACUCGCUGAUAGGGAUACGGUGCUACAUCGCCACGUACGAGAGCCAGUACCCGCGGGCAACUUCCACUGGAGUGACUAUGGUCUCUGGACGACUUGCACGGCUUCAUGUGGGACUGGAGUCGAGGGUAGACGACGGGUUUGCCUCGAUGAAAGGAGUAACGAGGUAGCCCCUGAAAACUGUGCUGGUUAUCAAAAAGAGUACAGACUUUGCAGAAUACAGAAUUGUCCUAAUUCUUUUGAUUUAGGAUAUCGUGCUGCUCGUUGUCAGGAGAUUGCUCCUCCUGGUGAAAGAUGGAAGGCUUACUAUCCUUCAGAGAGGGAUGGUCACAGCCCGUGUAUUCUUGCCUGCUACAAUGAACAUAACCAAGGGGAGGUACGAGUCGUAGAACAUGGGGUGCCAUCGGGGACCAGGUGUGCCAGGUUCAGAAAUGGGGUUCCAGAAACCGGGGUCUGCAUUGAGGGGACAUGCUGGAGCGUUGGCUGUGAUGGGUACUUGAACUCAACUAGGUAUCCAGACCGAUGCGGUGUAUGCGGCGGCGACGGGAGCUCCUGUACCGUGGUCUUCAGUGAAAUCAUCUCUGAGAAUCUACAAGUAGGCUACACUGAUUUGAUAGAAGUUCCAGUUGGUGCAACAAAUAUAAAGAUAUCCGAAAUUCGUAGUGUGAGGACUUAUUUAGCACUGAGAAAUUUCAAUGGCGAUUACUUGCUCAAUGGCAACUUCAGGAUAGAAACUGAAUUCUCAAAAUAUCUCCAGGCAGCUAGUUCUGGAAUACGCUACCAAAGAAGGAAUAUAUUCAAUGGUUUACAUUGGGAAGAAAGAGAAAUUAUCACUGCCAGGGGACCACUUAAUGAAACUCUUCAUUUACAGAUCUUCAACUUAAAAGAUGGUUCGUCAAACACCUUACAAUACGAAUACGUUAUUCCUAUUGAGACAUCAACGCAAACACCCUCGUCUGAAAACUCUUCGCAGCCUCAUCAAAGUUUAACAAACUCAACGACUAGUAUACCAAGGCACUUUGAAGCUGUAGAGUCACUCCUAGAAACAGAAAAUAUUAAUCCUCCUUUGUAUCCUGUAAAUAUGAGUGAAAUAAAUCUAGAUGGUCCAUUGCUAUCAAAAGAGAGCUCUACAGCUAAAGUUGAUGUCGUUAACAGGACAAACGUAGACUUGUUCGAUGAGGAUGUUGGUAUUAAUGUUCGUGUAAAUGACACUACUGUUGGAAAGAAUUCAAGAACUCAAAGACCUUUAAUUCUAAUUCAACAACCUGAAGAAGGAUUGGAGGAAUAUGCACAAAGUAGUGUAGCUCAAACAAAUAGUACACAUAACACCUCGCGUGUGCUUGAUGAUGUGCAUACAAGAAACACUACACAGGACAUCAGCUUCCGAGCUCCGAUACGCCAUGUGGAAGGUCCUGUGGUUGGCCCGUGGGGUGAGGGACCGGAGGGGAUGGAUCCAGAAUGGCCCAGAGGUUGGCCAGAGAUAGCCUCACUGGAAGGGGCCGCUGAUAGAGGCCAAAUUGUCCUCGAGACGGACGGUGUUCAAGCAGGCAAUACUUGGCCCAAGAAUGAUGGCGUAAGGCAAGACGGAGAGGGGCAACCAUACGGCCCGCCAUAUAGAACUGAGGACUCUCCUUCAAAUCCUGCACACCCUUCCCAGGAGUCAAUUACUCCAGAGAUGGUUACAGUCGACCUCCAGACCGAAGAAUAUAGGCAUGCUGGUGACGUGGUCAUUGACGUGAUCAUCGACCAGCCCAUCGUCAAGCAGCAUGAGGGUGACAACAAACUCGGUUUCGAAUCUCAAGUCCCGGAAGAUCUUGACAUGUCAGAAUCUGAUUACGAUGAUUUCUUAUCUUCUGACAUCGAGAAUGGAUUGGGAUAUUCAACAAGAGCAUCUUCUACGAGGAGGUACACCACGACGACAGCACCAUCUACGACCAAUAUGAAGACAGAGAUCCAGACAACCUACGAGAUGGCCACGUUCCUCACUUCUGAUGCCAUUACAUCAAAUCCAACAACAGCCACUACUGAGCCAAUGACUACGAUAGCUAUCACUACCCAGCCCCCACCAAAAUACUUUUGGCGAAUCACAUCAAAGAUGCCAUGUAGCGCAACUUGUGGCAGAGGCAUUAUUCGGGACUAUGCUUACUGUGUUGAUGGUGAUGAGGAGCAAGUGGACGAUACGAAAUGUGAUAUCGAUACCAAACCUGACGUCAUUGCCAAAGAGUGCAGGGGAAAACCAUGUGAGCCCAGGUGGGAGGCUGGAAGUUGGAGCAAUUGCCUUGGAGACUGUGACUCCAGCUUCCGGUUUCGUACGGUCCAUUGCUGGCUCAUGAUGGGGCAGGGUCUUGAUUCUUCGGUCCCCAAUGAAAGAUGUAACCAAACCACUAAACCAAGUAUUAAUAUGCCUUGUGAUGAGAAUGACUGCGGGCCACAGUGGAUUGUCUCUGAAUGGUCUCGGUGUUCUGAGACCUGUGGAGAAGGUCAGGAAACCCGUCGGGUGUCAUGCUCAGAAGGGAACAGAUGUGAUCCAGCAAAACGACCAGAGUCUCGACGAUCAUGUACCACUACUCCCUGCGUCUGGGCUACUACGUCAUGGAGCCCGUGCUCGGGUACAUGUGACGUUCAGUCUCGCCGCGUGUUCUGCGUCGCAGAGGCCACCAACACCCGAGUACAGGACCGAUCCUGUGAGGGUGUCGAGAAACCUCUCUCCAUACAGAUCUGCGGUGGACGUCCCUGCCCAGCGAAGUGGGUACCCCAAACUUGGGGGCAGUGCCAGGGUGACUGUCAGAGUUCAUUCCAUAGACGAGCCGUUGUGUGUCAGGGUAUCAGUCGCUCUGGCCAGCUCAUCAUUUACCCUGAUACAUCCUGUUCGCUGAACCCUCCUGUCAAGAGGUUGCGAUGCGUUAUGCCCAACUGUCAGCAGCAGCGAAGAAGUGCGGCGGACUGGAUGACGUCGGCCUGGAAACCAUGCUCUGUUACAUGCGGUAAAGGGAUGCAAACUCGGGAGGUCAGAUGUCUUAUCGGAGGACGGCUCAGUGAUCAGUGCGAUGCAAGCUUGAGGCCGAAUUCAAGUCGGGAAUGUUUCAAACCAGCUUGUCAUUCACCUAUAGUGUCCAGAAAUGCAGCUAAUUCCCGGGAGAAUAACUGCCAUGACAGCAAGAGUGCCGACUGUGAUCUCAUCGUUCAGGCAAAUCUCUGUCGGUUUCCACGAUAUAGUAAGCAGUGUUGCAGGUCAUGUCGGAAUGUCGCUGGACGAUCAGGGUCUCGCAGUCAAAAAUGACCUCAACACCGGCAUCAUCGUUGUGAUCGCUGACAGUCUGAUUGAACAUUUCAUUGACUUGUUAAACCGCAGUUAACCUUGAUAGGAUUGGAUUCAGAAGUCAACAAACUUUAUUCUUGUUUGAAUAUCAAUGAUAUAAGGUGAAUCAGUCAGUCAGGACAUUUUGAACAAUCUCACCAAAGAGUUGAAGCGCCUAAGAAGAUUUCCAGCUGUCAUACUUGUACCUAAUUGAAUUAAAGAUGCAAGCUACCUUGACAGGGAUUGCCAAGAAGUUUACAACAGGGUUGCAUGUACUAUUUCUUGCCAUUUUCAUACCCCUAAUUGAAGAAUUGUACUCUUUGAUAACAAUUUGAUUUGGAGCUCUUUACAUAGAAUGUACUUUGUCUGCCUUGGCAACAUACACCAC